Medicago truncatula (barrel medic) is the source of this 1529-nucleotide messenger RNA. RefSeq lists its product as uncharacterized. The record is from RefSeq and is a predicted model, not a curated record. The transcript has 3 exons. Gene Ontology annotation, cellular component: chloroplast envelope. Bases 154 to 1026 code for a protein of 290 amino acids. Lineage: Eukaryota; Viridiplantae; Streptophyta; Magnoliopsida; Fabales; Fabaceae.
UAUUAUGAGUGAUAUGAAUUCACCCAAACAGAAGCCUGAAUGAAACCAUGGUCAAACAAAGCUGAAAAUCGUAUCUUAAUGAUAUCGAAACUCCAGUAAUGUUCUUUCUUCUACUUCUACCAAAAUAAUCACACUUUCAAAUUCAAACCAACAAUGUUACUCACUUGUAAUCAUCACCAUCACUAUCACCCUUUCCCACAUUCUUCUUCUUUUUCUUCAGCUACCCCUUCACUCUUCACGAUCAUCCCCUCACGCCCCCUUCAUCUCAACACUCCAAUCCUCAACCUCAAACCACUUUCCACACCCCACCGUUUCACUUCCUACACCGUCCACACCAACUCCUUCCCCCGCCGAUCUCAACUUUCCGUCGUCGAUUCAAAUUUCGAUUCCUUCCUUUCCUUCCUCGAACUCUCCGCCCUUCUCUCUUCCCUCGUCGUAUCCGCCGCCGUUGCCGUGACUGCAAUUUGGAAGAAGGGGUUAUAUCUUGCAAUCGGUAACAGAGUUGCUCCGUGGAGUUUGUUGUUGUUGGUGGUUGGUGUUUUAACUGGUGCGCUGAUUAGGAGAAGGAAAUGGAGAGAGACGGUGUUGAACGGUGUUGUUUCUGUUUCGGAGGUGGAUUUUUUGCAGAGGAUUGAGAAAUUGGAGGAGGAUUUGAAGAGUAAUGCGACGGUUGUUAGGGUUUUGUCUAGGCAGCUUGAGAAAUUGGGGAUUAGGUUUCGUGUUACCAGGAAAGGUUUGAAGGAACCUAUAACUGAGACUGCAUCUCUGGCACAGAAGAAUUCUGAGGCCGCAAGAGCAUUAGCCCUGCAAUCAGACAUUUUGGAGAAGGAGCUGGGUGAAGUUCAAAAGGUUUUGCUAGCAAUGCAGGAACAACAGCAAAAACAACUUGAUCUCAUUCUUGCAAUUGCAAAGGCAGGUAAUCUAUGGGAAAGCAAGCGUGAAACUAGUGAAGAACACGGUACAAUAGAAAUGUCUAACACAGCUGCGAAUCUCAAUGUGGUAAAUCAGGAGGUCCGCCAAAUUUGAAGCUUGGGUUAAACUAAGGAAAACCAUCAAAUUACAGAGGGAUGAAUCUCAGUGUUACAUUCUUUGUUUUUUGAUGUGUACACUGAAACUGAACCAUCCAUCUGCACACAAAGUCAAAGUAGCCAGAAUUUUCUUGGCACAUAAAUAAUGAUUACACAUUUACUAAGGGCGGCUCUAGUUUCCCGUGGAUACAGAUGGGAAAAAUUUACUCAACGAGUCAAUUCAAAGAGGGGAUAAUUGUUCGAACUCUCUCUGGUUCUGUGGUAAAUUUUGGGAAUGUAUUGUUGGUUCUUUGUGUUUGUCCGUGUACUUUCAUUUCAGGUUUACAAGGUAACUCAUCAUCAAUUUGUCACAGUUCACGUCUUUCCGUUAGUUUUGCUGUAACAAAAACAGAUGAAUAUACAUUGGUGUGGAACAUAUUUUGGUCAGUAACUGAGCUAUUUGGGUCAAGUUCGUUUUGUAUCAGAUAGGAUUGAAUUCACGGUGGUGGUUUGUUUUCACAA